Messenger RNA from Tarenaya hassleriana, 811 nucleotides. RefSeq names its product protein YLS3. The record is from RefSeq and is a predicted model, not a curated record. The transcript has 4 exons. Lineage: Eukaryota; Viridiplantae; Streptophyta; Magnoliopsida; Brassicales; Cleomaceae. The coding region runs from base 198 to 734 and encodes 178 amino acids.
UGUCUUUGACGCUUUCUUCAGUUCAGAUUGGCUUUAAAUACUCCGGUUUCACUGGGUGGACUUAUAUCCUGAAACUUCUUCUUUCUGUGUCUCUGUCUCUUAAUCUUUUCCAGAACUCUUGGAUAUGCCUUUGAAGCCCAUAAUUUUGGCUUGGGAAAGUGGGGAGUUAUUCAGCUGAGAGCUGAGAAUCUUGGCUCAUGGGUUACAGUCAAGCUCAUACUCUAUGCCUAACAUUGCUGCUGAUGAUGUCUGCUGGUGUGAGAUCAGAUCUGACUCAGGACAUAAAGGGAUGCGAGGACGCCAUGUCUGAUCUCUCCUCUUGUCUCCCUUUCGUCACCAGAGAAGCUAAAGCUCCAGAUCCUACAUGUUGCAGCUCACUUAAGAAAGAAAUAGACAAAGGCCAGACCAAGAGAUGUCUCUGUACCCUUGUCAAGGACAGGGAUGAUCCCUCCUUAGGGUUCAAAGUGGAUGCCAACCUUGCCAUGAGCCUUCCUUCCAUUUGCCAUGUCCCUGCAAAUGUGUCACAGUGCCCAGAGCUAUUGCAUUUGCCUCUGGAUUCAGCUGAUGCUCGGAUUUUUAAACAAUUCAGCGGAUCUUCACAGAACAAUGGCAUGGGAGGAGUAGCUGCAAGUUCAAGUGUCAAGAGGAAGAGGCCUGUGGCAGUCUGGUUUAGGGUAGGGAUGGUUGGAGGGGCUCUUUCAACAUGGUAUUUGAUUUCGACAUUAUCCACAUAAUUAUAUUGUGCUCAGCACUAUCUCUGUAACAUAUGACAACUUGGUAUUUAAUGGAAGUUUAAAAUUCAGACCGUGAA